This is a messenger RNA of Coniosporium apollinis CBS 100218, 444 nucleotides long. RefSeq lists its product as uncharacterized. Gene Ontology annotation, biological process: transcription by RNA polymerase II. The record is from RefSeq and is a predicted model, not a curated record. The coding region runs from base 1 to 444 and encodes 147 amino acids. The transcript has 2 exons. Gene Ontology annotation, cellular component: RNA polymerase II, core complex. NCBI's taxonomy places the organism in Eukaryota, Fungi, Ascomycota, Dothideomycetes. Gene Ontology annotation, molecular function: protein dimerization activity; DNA binding.
AUGAACUACCCUCUCGGCGCCGACCCCCGGGACCGGAACAUCAUCCGCUACGGCCGCAGCGGCGCCGGCACGAACACAAGUGCUAACUACCCCGAAAGAUACGAGCUCUUCAUCCUCGGCGACGGCGAAAAGAAAGUAACUUGGGUGCUCGAUACCCGCGUCCCCAACACCGCCAUCUUCACCUUCAACAAAGAAGACCACACGCUGGGCAACCUGCUAGCCUCACGCCUCCAUAAAUACCCGCACGUCCAGUUCUCGGCAUACAAAGUCCCACACCCCCUGUUCGCGACCUUCGACCUGCGCGUCACGACGGACGGGAGUAUGACGCCCAAGGCGGCCGUCGCGAAGGCGUGCGCGGAUCUCGUGACGGAUCUUGGGAAGCUGAGCCAGGAGUUUACCAAGGAGUGGGAACUGAAGAGACUUGCGAACUCGGGGAGGGAAUAG